GGUGAAUUCGAGCUACAGGAUCGAGCAAUAACAAAGGCCUCUGUCAAUUCCAAAAAAGGAGCGUUGCCUAGGUGAAUUUUCCUUGUAUUAUCCCGACAUCUUGAUUAGUCGCCCGCCUAUCUACACCAGCAUUUUUUUUUAUUCCGGUCCUCCACUGUGGAUUAUGGCCGAUAACAUUGCGGGGAAAAUACUACAUGGCAACCACGCCGGGAAACCAUUCUCCCCCGACACCGGAUCGGAGGUCAUCUGCGAAAUAAAAAUGAUGUGCCGAUCCAUUUGACGGCAACAUGCACGAGCUGCGUCUGGGACUCGGAUGCAUCCUGCCAGCACUCGUUGAGGAUUGGAACCAGCGCAAGUUCAGAUAGUCAUUUCAAGUGUUCUGUUCUGCACCAUGGUCCGCUUGUCUAGAGCCCUGGUCAGGUCGGCCAUCGUUGCCGCAUACGUGCUCCCCAGCGUUUGCGCAGCCCGGCGGAACCUCAUCAUCGACACCGAUAUCUACAGUGACUGCGAUGAUGCCGGGGCCCUCCUCCUAGCGGCAGCCUCGCCAGAUGUCAACAUCCUCGGCGUCAACAUCAACACCCGCUCGUCCUACUCCUCGCUCGCAGCCUCGGCAAUCCUCGCCCACUACGGCCACCCUGCGGUCCCCAUCGGCGCCCGCAGGCCCCUGACCAACGAAUCCUUCUUCGACACCUUCUUCUACUCGCUCGGCGAGUUCACCAGCAAGGUCGCCUACCACUACCCGGGCGGCACCCUCGCCUGGGGCCGCGCCGAAGACGCCCUGGACCCCGUCAAGCUGUACCGCCAGCUCCUCGCCUCCGCCGACGACGGCAGCGUCACCAUCGCCUCGAUCGGCUUCCUGGCGAACCUGUCGGCCCUGCUCAACGCCACCUCGCCCGACGAGCACUCGCCCCUGUCCGGGGAGGAGCUCCUCCGCGCCAAGGUUUCGGAGCUGGUCAUCAUGGGCGGCAGCUACCCGUCGGGCCGCGAGUUCAACUUUUUCGGCGACGACCCGGCUCACACGGCGCACGUCAUCGGCAGCCUGUCGGCGCCGGGCAGCCCAAAGGUCGUCUACUGCGGCUUCGAGGUCGGCGAGCACGUCAUGUCGGGCAUGUCGCUGAUGGAGCAGGGCCCGGCGUCGGACCCCGUGCGCGCCGCCUACUCGUACUACACGCACCGCCUCACCGCGCGCGAGUCGUGGGACCCGCUGACCAUGAUGUACGCCCUGGACGGGCUGGGCGACCUGUUUGAGUUUGCCAACGUCGGCGGCGGCUACAACCGCGUCAACGUCACGGACGGCUCGAACGAGUGGGUCGACGACGCGUCGGUGACGAACCAGCGCUGGCUCAGGCUCAAGGUCAGCAACGAGACGGCCGCGGCGGAGCUGGACCGUCUGUAUCUGGAGGCUGCUCUGCGGUUCGCUGGCAACGAUAGCUCGGUGACGCCUGUUACUCGCCGGAGCAGGUUGGAUUUGUAGGGGCUUAUAAAUCCAAGGAUUUUGUUGGGACCAUGGCGAAAUCAUUUGUCAUGGGCGUGAUAAACUCUACAUAAUGACGACACUCUUGAUCGCUUUGGAUGUAACUCGUGGCUAUAUCUAGCUAGGCAUAAUCUAUGGAAAAUCGAAUGUAGAGAGCUAAUCUUCCAGGAGAGUAUUUGCAACCCGAACACACGUAGCUAUAAAUUACCGACUGCAAUACAGUAUCCCA
This is a messenger RNA of Pyricularia oryzae 70-15, 1703 nucleotides long. RefSeq lists its product as uncharacterized. Gene Ontology annotation, molecular function: hydrolase activity, hydrolyzing N-glycosyl compounds. The record is from RefSeq and is a predicted model, not a curated record. NCBI's taxonomy places the organism in Eukaryota, Fungi, Ascomycota, Sordariomycetes, Magnaporthales, Pyriculariaceae. The transcript is spliced from 2 exons. Bases 392 to 1474 code for a protein of 360 amino acids.